Molecule: messenger RNA, 1644 nt
Organism: Miniopterus natalensis
Lineage: Eukaryota; Metazoa; Chordata; Mammalia; Chiroptera; Miniopteridae
Product: double C2-like domain-containing protein gamma
Biological process (GO): exocytosis; regulation of calcium ion-dependent exocytosis; spontaneous neurotransmitter secretion
Cellular component (GO): synapse; membrane
Source: RefSeq, a predicted model, not a curated record
GGGACAGCUGGUCUCCUGGCCGAGGCGCCUCUGUCCAAGCACAGUCACCCAGAGCAGUGGGCACUUACUGUAUACCAGAGAGGCCCUGGGUCACACGGAUGAGUCACCUCAGUCAGGCGCACACCCAGCGCCAGCAAGAGCCGAGCUAGGUGGAGGAGCUCUCAGAAGUCCCGGCUGCCACCCAGGACCCUCCUUACCACCCUCAGUGAUGCCUCCUCACCAUGUCUCGUUGGCUCAGUGUGGUCCCCUCAUGUCCAGUCCAAGGGGGAUUGUCUGAGCCGCUGCCCCACGCCUGAGCCCCCAUGGCGGGCACUGGGGCAGCGAGCUGGAGGCGGCCACAGCGGGUGAGCAUGCAGGAGCACAUGGCCAUCAAUGUGAACCCAGGACCCAUCCGGCCCAUCCGCCUCAUUUCUGACUACUUCCCGCACUUCUACCCCUUCACUGAGCCCGCCCUGCGUGCCCCAGAUCCACACCCUGCAGUGGCCCCCACCGUCCACUCUGCACCCCAGCCGCAGCCAGAGCCAGAGCCAGAGGGAGACUCGGAUGACAGCACUACCCUGGGCACCCUCGAGUUCACACUUCUUUUUGAUGCGGACAACAGCGCCCUGCACUGCACUGCCCACCGAGCCAAGGGCCUCAAGCCACCAGCCUCAGGCUCCUUAGACACCUAUGUCAAAGCCAAUCUGCUGCCAGGGGCCAGCAAGGCCAGCCAACUGCGGACACAUACAGUUCGGGGCACAAGGGGACCUGUCUGGGAAGAGACGCUCACUUAUCAUGGCUUCACCCACCAGGAUGCUGGGAGCAAGACCCUGCGGUUGUGUGUAUGUGAGGACCCGUGGCUGCAUCGACGGAGGCGAGUGCCUCUCCUGGGGGAGCUGCGGGUACCCCUGAGGAAGCUGGUGCCCAACCAAGCCAGGAGCUUUAAUGUGUGUCUGGAGAAGCGGAGGCUGACCAAGAAGCCCAGGAGCCUGGACACAUCCCGUGGCAUAUCCCUGUAUGAGGAGGAGGUAGAGGCAGAGGUGGCUGGGGAGGAGCGUGGGCGCAUCCUGCUGUCCCUGUGCUACAGCUCUCAGCGGGGUGGCCUGCUGGUGGGGGUGCUGCGCUGCGCCCACCUUGCUCCCAUGGAUGCCAAUGGCUACUCGGACCCCUUCGUCCGCCUAUUCCUGCAUCCAAAUGUGGGGAAAAAAUCUAAAUAUAAGACCAGUGUUCGGAAGAAGACCCUGAAUCCCGAAUUCAAUGAGGAAUUCUUCUAUGCAGGCGCAAGGGAGGAGCUGGCCCAGAAGACAUUGCUGGUGUCUGUGUGGGACUAUGACCUGGGCACAGCGAACGACUUCAUUGGCCUGGUGCAGCUGAGUGGCCAGGCCAGUGGAGAGCGCCAGCGGCACUGGAGAGAGUGCCUGGACCACAGUGACCAGCGGCUGGAGCUGUGGCAUGUGCUGGAUGGUGCGCCCCUCCAGCUCAGCGACUAGCUGGGGCACCUGGCCUGGCCCUGCUCACCGCUUCUCCCCCAGACUGACCCAGACAUCUCCACAGAGUUGGGAGGACCUGGGGCUGCCUCAGCCACCGUGCGCAGCCCCUAGUCAAAUUGUUUCCUCCCUUCUCCCCUUUCAAAUUUGCCCACUACCAAAUGAGGAAGCAGGAAUA